Molecule: messenger RNA, 3833 nt
Organism: Carassius gibelio (silver crucian carp)
Lineage: Eukaryota; Metazoa; Chordata; Actinopteri; Cypriniformes; Cyprinidae
Exons: 15
Coding region: 19-3396 (1125 amino acids)
Molecular function (GO): protein binding; zinc ion binding
Source: RefSeq, a predicted model, not a curated record
UUUAAGAGGGAAAGAACAAUGGCAGAUUCUUCACUAACAGCAAAAAAAAAAAACAGGAGAUGGAGUAUUGACCUGGAUCCUCCAUUCAUGUCAUCCUCCAUGAGUUCACUGUCUGAGGAGAUUCAGUGCUCUGUAUGUCUGGAUGUGUUCACUGAUCCAGUCACGACUCCAUGUGGACACAACUUCUGCAAGAUCUGUCUGAAUAAGUGCUGGGACAACAGCCAGACCUGCAGCUGUCCAUACUGUAAAGAAACAUUCAAGCAAAGACCUGAUCUCAAGAUUAAUACCACACUCCGAGAGCUCGUAGGUCACUGUAAGAAGAAAAGUCCUGAGAAAACAACUGAAGUUCUGUGUGACUUCUGUGAGGAAAGAAAGCUGAAAGCGCUGAAGUCGUGUCUGGUGUGUCAGAGCUCUUACUGUGAAACUCACCUGGAGCCUCAUUUGAGAGUGACACGUUUGAAGAAACACAAACUGAUGGAUCCUGUGAGUAAUCUGGAGGACUAUAUAUGUCAGAAACACGAGAGACCUCUGGAUCUGUUCUGUAGAGAUGAUCAGACAUGUGUGUGUUCAAUCUGCUCUGUGAAAGACCACAAGAACCACAACACUGUUCCUAUAGAAGAGGAGAGUCAAGAGAAGAAGACUGAACUGAUGAAGACACAGAAAGACGUGCAGCUGAUGAUCCAGAACAGAAUCAAGAAGAUUCAAGACAUCAAACACUCAGCAGAAGUCAGAAAAAGAAACACAGAGAAGGAGAAAGCAGUCCGUGUGGAGCUCUUCACUGAUCUGAUCCGCUCCAUUGAGAGACAUCAGACUGAACUGCUGGAGAUGAUGGAGGAGCAGCAGAAAGCAGCAGAGAAACAGGAGCAAGAGCUGAUUGAAGAGCUGGAGCAGGAGAUCACUGAGCUAAAGAUGAGAAACACUGAGCUGGAGCAGCUCUCACACACUGAAGAUCACCUCCACCUCCUACAGAUUCACUCAUCCCUGUGCAGCUCUAGAAACACCAGGAACUGGCCUGAGAUCAGUAUGAAGACUCAUGAGAGUCUGGAGACUCUGAGGAGAGCUCUGACUCAACUGAAGGACACUAUAGAUGAGAAACUCACACUAACUGUCUCUACAGAGCUGAAGUGGAUGCAGCAGUAUGCAGUGGAUGUGUCUCUGGAUCCUGAUACAGCUCAUCCUGAUCUCAUUAUGUCUGAUGAUGGAAAACAAGUGAGAGAUGGAGACAUUAGACAGAAACUCCCAGACAAACCAGAGAGAUUUGAUCCAUGUCCCUGUGUCCUGGGAAAGGAGGGAUUCUCCUCAGGGAGAUUUUAUUUUGAGGUGCAGGUGAAGGGAAAGACUGAAUGGGAUUUAGGAGUGGCCAGAGAAUCUAUUAACAGGAAGGGAAAGAUCACACUGAGUCCCAGUGAAGGAUACUGGACUGUGGGGCUGAGGAAUGGAGAUGAAUAUAAAGCCGGUGCUAUUCCUUCUGUCUCUCUGUCUCUGAGAGUGAAGCCGCAGCGGGUCGGUGUGUUUGUGGAUUAUGAGGAGGGUCUGGUCUCCUUUUAUGAUGUGGAGUCCAGCUCUCAUAUCUACUCUUUCACUGCUCAGUCUUUCACUGAAAAACUCUAUCCAUUAUUUAGCCCAUGCCCUAAUGAUGGAGGUAAAAACUCAAGUCCACUGAUCAUCACACCUGUCAGUUAUAAUAAAUCAGGUCGUAGUUCAGAUUGCGCAAGGGAAAGAACAAUGGCCGAAUCUUCACUAACAGCAAGAAAAACCAGGAGACAGAGUAUUGAAAGUGUCCCUCCAUCAAUAUCAUCCUCCAUGAGUUCACUGUCUGAGGAGAUUCAGUGCUCUGUAUGUCUGGAUGUGUUCACUGAUCCAGUCUCGACUCCAUGUGGACACAACUUCUGCAAGAUCUGUCUGAAUAAGUGCUGGGACAACAGCCAGACUUGCAGCUGUCCAUACUGUAAAGAAACAUUUAAGCAAAGACCUGAUCUCAAGAUUAAUACCACACUCCGAGAGCUCGUAGGUCACUGUAAGAAGAAAAGUCCUGAGAAAACAACUGAAGUUCUGUGUGACUUCUGUGAGGAAAGAAAGCUGAAAGCGCUGAAGUCGUGUCUGGUGUGUCAGAGCUCUUACUGUGAAACUCACCUGGAGCCUCAUUUGAGAGUGACAGGUUUGAAGAAACACAAACUGAUGGAUCCUGUGAGUAAUCUGGAGGACUAUAUAUGUCAGAAACACGAGAGACCUCUGGAUCUGUUCUGUAGAGAUGAUCAGACAUGUGUGUGUUCAAUCUGCUCUGUGAAAGACCACAAGAACCACAACACUGUUCCUAUAGAAGAGGAGAGUCAAGAGAAGAAGACUGAACUGAUGAAGACACAGAAAGACGUUCAGCUGAUGAUCCAGAACAGAAUCAAGAAGAUUCAAGACAUCAAACACUCAGCAGAAGUCAGAAAAAGAAACACAGAGAAGGAGAAAGCAGUCCAUGUGGAGCUCUUCACUGAUCUCAUCCGCUCCAUUGAGAGACAUCAGACUGAACUGCUGGAGAUGAUGGAGGAGCAGCAGAAAGCAGCAGAGAAACAGGAGCAAGAGCUGAUUGAAGAGCUGGAGCAGGAGAUCACUGAGCUAAAGAUGAGAAACACUGAGCUGGAGCAGCUCUCACACACUGAAGAUCACCUCCACCUCCUACAGAUUCACUCAUCCCUGUGCAGCUCUAGAAACACCAGGAACUGGCCUGAGAUCAGUAUGAAGACUCAUGAGAGUCUGGAGACUCUGAGGAGAGCUCUGACUCAACUGAAGGACACUAUAGAUGAGAAACUCACACUAACUGUCUCUACAGAGCUGAAGUGGAUGCAGCAGUAUGCAGUGGAUGUGACUCUGGAUCCUGAUACAGCUCAACCUGCUCUCAUUCUGUCUGAUGAUGGAAAACAAGUGAGAUGUGGAGACAUUAGACAGAAACUCCCAGACAAACCAGAGAGAUUUGAUUACUGUGUCUGUGUCCUGGGAAAGGAGGGAUUCUCCUCAGGGAGAUUUUAUUUUGAGGUGCAGGUGAAGGGAAAGACUGAAUGGGAUUUAGGAGUGGCCAGAGAAUCCAUUAACAGGAAGGGACAGAUCACACUGAGUCCCAGAGAUGGAUACUGGACUGUGGCUCUGAGGAAUGGAGAUGAAUAUAAAGCCAGUGCUGGUCCUUCUGUCUCUCUGUCUCUGAAAGUGAAGCCGCAGCGGGUCGGUGUGUUUGUGGAUUAUGAGGAGGGUCUUGUCUCCUUUUAUGAUGUGGAGUCCAGCUCUCAUAUCUACUCUUUCACUGCUCAGUCUUUCACUGAAAAACUCUAUCCAUUAUUUAGCCCAAGCCUUAAUGAUGGAGGUAAAAACUCAAGCCCACUGAUCAUCACACCUGUCAGUUAUAAUAAAUGAAUUUACUCAGUUAUCAGAUGCAAGAUUAAAAUAAUGAAUUGUAUAAUUAAAAAUCUGGAAACAUUAUGUGCUGCUAUUUUUUUUUAUAAUUAGCUUUUUUUUUUCAUGACAAAGGUCUUAAAACAUUGUGAUAGUGACGGUGUGUGUUAUCUCAGUGAGGGUUGUGUGUAGUGUUUGGCUGCACUGAGUCUGUUUUGAGCCGUGUGUUAAGAGUUGUGUUGACUGGAAUGAGUUUUGGAGCUGAUGUGAACUGUUUAGCUCAGGUGACUGUUGCUAGUGCAGACUGUAGUUAGAGUUUUGCACAUGUAGCUCCAGUUGUGCUCACUGUCCUUUAGCAAUCGAAAAAAACUUUAAUGGUUGUGGAGUAAUUAAAUGCACAAUGUCUAUUACAAUAACACACACAAUGUAUGUACUGUGUGUGUGUGUGUGUGUGUGUG